Molecule: messenger RNA, 3355 nt
Organism: Oryza brachyantha (malo sina)
Lineage: Eukaryota; Viridiplantae; Streptophyta; Magnoliopsida; Poales; Poaceae
Product: potassium channel AKT1
Exons: 11
Coding region: 287-3049 (920 amino acids)
Biological process (GO): transmembrane transport; potassium ion transport
Cellular component (GO): membrane
Molecular function (GO): protein binding; voltage-gated potassium channel activity
Source: RefSeq, a predicted model, not a curated record
UCUCCUCUCUCUCUUCAGUCUUCACACCUCCCGCAACACGUCGUCACCACCGCCGCCGCCGCCGCCGCCGCAGCCGCAGCCGCCGUCGGCUCCCCUCCACUUACUCCGAGAAAAAAAAACCGAAACGAAUCACCCGAACUUCUCAUCCAGUCCCCCGUGCAAUAGGAGCAGUUUAAGGAGAAAAAUCAAGGGAGGAAUCCGACCCGCGAUUCCAGGGCCGUCAGGGAUUUGUGGGCCGGCGUCCACGUACCCGCUCCACAGAGAGGGUGACCGGGGCGAGAGCGCAAUGGCGGGGUGGGGCGCCGCUCGGAUGCCGGCGUGCGGGCCGUGGGGCGGAAGCCGACGUGUCGGGGCCGGCGACGCGCUGGAUGCCAGCGAGCUUUCGCGGGACGGCCGCAGGAUGCCCGCGUGCGGGCCGUGGGGUCACGGCGGGGACCCGGCGCUCGAAAGGGAGCUGUCGCGUGACGGCAGCCACUACAGCAUCUCCAGCGCCAUCCUGCCGUCUCUCGGCGCGCGGAGCAACCGCCGCAUCAAGCUCCGCCGCUUCAUCAUCUCCCCCUACGACCGCCGAUACAGAUUCUGGGAGACUUACCUCAUAGUCCUUGUAGUUUACUCUGCAUGGGUUUCACCGUUCGAAUUUGGCUUUAUUCGGAAGCCUACGGGAGCUCUAGCUACAGCCGACAAUGUCGUGAAUGCGUUCUUCGCGGUUGACAUCGUUCUGACCUUCUUUGUAGCUUAUUUGGACAAAAUGAGCUAUAUGCUUGAAGAUGACCCAAAGAAGAUUGCUUGGCGCUAUUGUACCACAUGGCUUGUUCUUGAUGUGGCCUCCACCAUCCCAUCAGAAUUUGCUCGCAGGAUACUACCUUCAAAGCUCAGGUCGUACGGAUUUUUCAACAUGCUUCGUUUGUGGCGUCUCCGCAGAGUCAGCUCUCUCUUUUCUCGAUUGGAGAAGGAUAGGCACUUCAAUUACUUCUGGGUUCGGUGCGCAAAGCUCAUUUGCGUCACACUUUUCGCUGUUCACUGUGCGGCAUGCUUCUAUUAUCUUCUUGCUGAUAGGUAUCCCGUCCCAACUUCUACAUGGAUCGGCAAUUACAUGGCGGAUUUCCAUGAACGGAGCUUAUGGAUUCGCUACGUAACAUCAGUCUAUUGGUCAAUCACCACUCUUACCACCGUGGGCUAUGGGGAUCUACAUGCGGAAAACACAAGGGAGAUGGUCUUCAACAUUUUCUACAUGCUUUUUAACCUUGGACUGACCGCAUAUUUGAUCGGUAACAUGACCAAUUUGGUUGUCCAUGGCACCAGUCGUACACGAAAAUAUAGGGAUACAAUCCAAGCAGCAACAAGCUUUGGAGUAAGAAAUCAACUACCACCUCGGCUGCAAGAUCAGAUGAUUUCACAUAUUAGCUUAAAAUACAGGACAGAUUCAGAAGGUCUCCAACAACAGGAGAUCCUUGAUUCACUGCCUAAGGCUAUUAAAUCUAGCAUUUCUCAAUAUCUGUUUUUCCAUCUGGUUCAAAAUGUUUACCUGUUUCAAGGAGUUUCGAAUGAUCUGAUUUUUCAACUGGUUUCCGAGAUGAAAGCUGAAUACUUUCCACCUAGGGAGGAUGUGAUUUUGCAGAACGAAGCGCCCACUGACUUCUACAUCUUAGUUUCUGGUAGUGUGGAGUUAGUAGAGCACCAAAAUGGCUCAGAACAGGUGAUACAAGUGUCUAAGUCAGGAGAUGUUGUUGGAGAAAUUGGAGUUCUUUGCUAUAGACCUCAGCUAUUUACAGUUCGAACAAGAUCCUUGUGUCAGCUGCUGCGUUUGAAUCGUACAGCUUUUCUCAGCAUUGUUCAAUCCAAUGUUGGGGAUGGAACUAUCAUAAUGAACAAUCUUAUUCAGUUCCUUAAAGAGCAGAAGGACAACAAUGUAAUGGCAGGCGUGGUGAAAGAGAUAGAGAGCAUGCUAGCUCGGGGACAUCUGGAUUUGCCAAUUACACUCUGUUUUGCAGUAACUAGAGGAGAUGACUUUUUGUUGCAUCAACUUCUUAAGCGUGGUUUGGAUCCAAAUGAGUCAGAUAAUGAUGGACAUACAGCACUGCAUAUAGCUGCUUCCAAAGGAAAUGAGCAAUGCGUCAGGCUUCUUUUAGAAUAUGGAGCUGAUCCAAAUGCCAGGGACUCAGAAGGAAAGGUUCCACUGUGGGAGGCUCUGUGUGAAAAGCACGCCGCCGUCGUGCAGCUAUUAGUCGAAGGCGGUGCAGAUCUGUCGUCGGGGGACACAGGCCUAUACGCCUGCAUCGCUGUCGAGGAGAGCAACGCCGAACUGCUGAACGACAUCAUCCACUACGGGGGGGAUGUGAACAGGGCUCGCAGAGACGGAACCACUGCCCUGCACCGCGCUGUCUGCGACGGGAACGUCCAGAUGGUCGAGCUCCUGCUGGAACACGGAGCCGACGUUGACAAGCGGGACGGCAACGGCUGGACCCCGAGAGCUCUAGCUGAUCAGCAAGGCCACGACGACAUCCAGCUCCUGUUCAGGUCGCGCAAGGCGCCGAGCCACCAUCACGUCGUCCCCCCAGGCUCCACCGCCAAGGCGGCGCCUCCGCUGAUCGGGAGGUUCAACAGCGAGCCCGCGAUGAAAAACAUGAUCCACGAGGACGCCGCCGAUCUGCCCAGCCGAGUCCUUCCCGAGAAGCUCCGCAGGAAGAGGGUCACCUUCCAGAACUCCCUCUUCGGCGUCAUCUCGUCGUCGCAGGCGCAGCGGGAGACCGACCACCCGAUCCCGACGGGCCUCCCGACGGCAGGCUCACCGAGCGGCAGCCGGAACUCCGUCAUCAGGGUGACGAUCAGCUGCCCCGAGAAAGGGAACACUGCUGGGAAGCUCGUGCUCCUGCCUCAGACGCUGGACAUGCUUCUUGAGCUAGGCGCGAAGAAGUUCGACUUCGCGCCUACCAAGGUUCUGACAGUGGAAGGUGCUGAGGUCGAUGAGGUGGAGCUCAUCAGAGAUGGUGAUCAUCUCGUCCUUGUCAGCGAUGACUGGGAUGCAGAGAAGACGAAACGCAAGAGCUAGUAAAACUAGUUUUGUUUUUAUGCUUCAUUGCUGUAGAAUUCCAAGAAAGGGAGGUAGAAUUAGCCAUUUGACGCAGUCGAUCGGUUGCCAAGGAAUAGCUGGAAAUUACUCCUACUUACUCCCCCGUGAAGAUAUGGUGAUUUGUGGAUUUGGGUAACGUCCUUAUUCAUAACUGUAUAAGCGUAAUCAUUUCAAAUUGUUGUAAGGCAGUUUGGAAGCUAUCGUUUUUGUUUUAGAUGGAAGUUGUUCUGAAGGCUUGUAAAGUUUUGCGCCUUACUAAUUUUUGAAAGUAAAGUCCAAAGAAAG